This is a messenger RNA of Magallana angulata, 1448 nucleotides long. RefSeq lists its product as uncharacterized. The transcript has 3 exons. Gene Ontology annotation, biological process: DNA catabolic process. The coding region runs from base 567 to 1067 and encodes 166 amino acids. Gene Ontology annotation, molecular function: 3'-5'-DNA exonuclease activity; nucleic acid binding. Gene Ontology annotation, cellular component: cytoplasm. The record is from RefSeq and is a predicted model, not a curated record. Lineage: Eukaryota; Metazoa; Mollusca; Bivalvia; Ostreida; Ostreidae.
UCGACCACAUUCAUUGUAAACUGCAAGUGUUCUAAUUGUAAAAUUCUAGUUCAUGUAUUGAUAAUAAUUUUUUUGAGCUUGGUAUUACCUGGUACUUUAUUUACACUUUAUAACCUUUUAACUUUCUUAAAGAUUUUGUUUUAAUCUCAGCAAGGUAAAAUGAAUUUUAUGAAACAUACUGCUUAAAAAAAAUAAUGUUGGUAAUAUUGUAAUUUUUUUUUGAAAAGGUAAAUGAAAAAGCUGGUUUGUCACCUGGGAAGUUUACCAAGAAGUAUGCAGCAAAACAGUUAAAGCAUCGUCUGCAGGCAGAGGAGAGAUCCAAGCUACCCUCAACAAAGAGAAGAAGAAUCCAGUUGAAGCAGGAAAGAAAUAAUACGCAAUGUGCAUUUCAGGCACUCGAGGGUGACACAUAUCAAUCAGAGAUAGGAUUAGAGGAUGAGGUUGACAUUGUACAGAUACCGGAUCCUGUUCCUCGUGGUGUCUUUAAACCCAUCACAUUAUCGAGUGGAUCUCCCUCCCUUGUGGUAUUUGAUUUAGAGACCACUGAUCUGAUUCGAGGAAGACAGAUGCCACAUAUUACUCAACUUGCUGCAGUUGAAUUGGAUACGGGAUCUCUGUACAACACAUAUAUUCUUCCAAAGGUGCCCAUUUCAGAGGAAGCAAUGAACACUACUGGCAUUGUAGUGAAUUCCGACUUAGAAAAAAUGACUGUCCACGGUAGGGAGGUUGAUGCAGUUAACAUUAUAUCUGGACUAACAGAGUUUGUGGAAUGGAUAAAGAAUUUUUCAAAUGUUAUAUUGGUAGCACAUAAUGGAAGGAAAUUCGACUUCCCUGUACUUAUGAGUACCUUACGCUGUUUAAACAUGACAGACACACUGCUUCCUGUUGUUUCUGGGUUUAUUGACUCCCUGAGUGUGUUCAAGAAAGCCUUUCCUGGACAGCAGAAUUACAAGCAAGAGACACUAGUGAAAGCGGUACUCAACACUAGCUACGCUGCCCAUGAUGCUACAGAAGAUGUUAAAACCUUCAGGCCAGGCCUGGGUUUUCUCUACAAAGCGUGUUCUUGACUCUGUUAUUCCAAAACUUGUGGAAUAUUUUGCAAAAAAAAUGAUGUAAACUGACAUUAUGAGAAAUUGCAGAUGAUAUUUUUGCAACCAAUUUUGUGAACUAUAUGCAUUACUCUAGUUUCGUACAGUAAUUUGUAAUUAAUUUUUUUUUGAAGGUCAAGAUUAAAUUUAUUUACAUGAAUGUCAAGGUUAAAAAUAAAUACCCAGUAUUAGGUUUAAUAGAUUGAAAAAAAAAGUGUAAAACUUUUUUGUAGUAUGCUGUGAUGAUAUAAUUUUUGAAGGUUUUAUCAGUAAUAGUUUUAAGUAAAGGUCGUCAAAUUUAAAGGUCAAGGUCAUUGAAAAACACCUCACUCAGUUAUUUAUGACAUUGCUUCUUCAUCA